Messenger RNA from Phymastichus coffea, 1324 nucleotides. RefSeq names its product UMP-CMP kinase (gene Dak1). Lineage: Eukaryota; Metazoa; Arthropoda; Insecta; Hymenoptera; Eulophidae. Gene Ontology annotation, cellular component: cytoplasm; nucleus. The coding region runs from base 225 to 854 and encodes 209 amino acids. Gene Ontology annotation, biological process: CDP biosynthetic process; 'de novo' pyrimidine nucleobase biosynthetic process; UDP biosynthetic process. Gene Ontology annotation, molecular function: ATP binding; UMP kinase activity. The record is from RefSeq and is a predicted model, not a curated record. The transcript is spliced from 3 exons.
AUACGAACGGUCGUGGUGUGGAGGCAUUUAUGAAUAUUCGUCGCUACGUCGUCACCCAGAAACAGUACCUAUACGUAGCUGACACAUUGCGCCGGUGCAUAAAACUUGGCAUUGUGUGUGUAAGAAGAUAAGUCACGUCGUCUGAUAAUCGGCUUUUCUACGUAGGUGUGCGUACAUAUGUUAGUGUGGGAGCGCAAGCGCCGUUCAGUCGUACAGACUCGUAUAUGCUUACCAGUAGUUUGCGAGCCUUCGCGAUGUCCGCGAUGAGGAAGCCCCAGGUAUUGUUUAUCCUUGGUGGUCCAGGUGCCGGCAAAGGUACUGUCUGCAAACAAAUCGUCGACAAGUAUGGCUAUGUACAUCUGUCGGCUGGUGAUCUAUUGAGAGAAGAACGCGCCAAACCUGGUUCGCAAUUUGGCGAGCUCAUCGAACACCACAUUGUUAAUGGUACAAUCGUACCUGUCGAGAUCACCUGUAGCUUACUCGAACGUGCCAUGGCUACAUCGGAUACGCCUCAUAAUAAAUUCCUCAUCGAUGGAUUCCCUAGGAAUCAAGAUAAUCUUGAUGGAUGGACUAGGGAAAUGUCAGACAAAGUAGAAGUCGAUGGUAUUCUCUUCUUUGAUUGCAGCGAACAAACUUGUACAAAACGUUGUCUCAACAGAGGUGCCAAGGGAAGUGGACGAAGUGAUGACAAUGAGGAAGUACUUAAAAAGAGACAUCAAACUUACCUGUCCGGCACAAUGCCUAUAAUUGAACAUUACAAGAAGUUAGGACUUGUUUAUAGUUUUAAUGGCGAGGAAACACCUGAUGCAGUAUUUGAAAAAGUCAAGAAAACUUUACAGAAAUUAGGAUGGUAACCUACCCAUAUCUUGAUUGUAUUCUUUUUCACACAAAGUUUAGAGAAUUAUGAAAAUAGUACAGCAGUAAUUAUUUUUAUUGAGCAUUAUUUUUUUUACCAUUUUAUUCACUACUAUUUAUUUAGAAUCAAGUGCAAUGUAUUUUUUACACUACAUUUUUUUAAAUAUUUCUGGCACGAUUUAGAUGAACAGAGUUUGAACAUUCCUUGUACUGCAUUAGGCCAGUUGCAAGUACAAUUGAUAUCAUGAUAGUAGUUUCAAAUCAUUGUAAAUGGUUUAUUUAUUCCAUAUAUUUUUGCACUACCUAAAACUUUCUAAUGUCAACAAUGUAUGUAUGUACAUAAGUAAAAAAAAGCAGAAUAAAUCAAAUUGUAAAUUGAAUAAAAGAUUCAGUUUACCGAAUGUAUUAUUCUAUAUACAGUAGACUUAAACAGUUAAAGUGUGUUGAUAACAAUAAAAUGUAUUACUUG